Molecule: messenger RNA, 12461 nt
Organism: Coregonus sp. 'balchen'
Lineage: Eukaryota; Metazoa; Chordata; Actinopteri; Salmoniformes; Salmonidae
Source: the annotation of a GenBank genome assembly
GAGUUGCCAGGGGAGAAGACCUCUCUGAGCAUCCAGGCCCACCCAGGGUCUCUGUGUUCUCUCAGGGCCAUCGACCAGAGUGUGCUGCUGCUACAGCCUGAAAAGGAGCUCAGCCUAGACUCUGUACGUUCUCCAUGCAUGCGUCCCAAAUGGCACCCUAUUCCGAAUGUAGUGAACUACUUUUGACCAAACCCCUUUGAGGCCCUGGUCAAAGGUAGUGCACUAUAUAGGGAAGACUGUGCCAUUUGGGACAGUACACAGCCCAUCACAUUCACUUACUAACCAUUGACUCACCACACUAAGCUGAAGCCUAACCAUGAUCACACAAAUCCUCCUUUGGCAUUGUUUUUGUGCACCCAUGUGACUUCAAGAUAGGAUUCGGCUCACUUUCAGCUUCCUCUAACCAUGUAACCAUCUAACCACUGUCUGAUACUUCAAGUUUAGACCUUUUAACUUUUGGGACUAUUCCAUUGGUUCUCUCAAGCUAAAUCGAUCGCAGAUCAAGUAUUUGCUAUAUGUAUUUAACCCAGGUGUUAUCCUAUGCACUGACCUUGUCCUGACUAUGUACUGACCCUGUAACCUCUGACCACUUUCUGAUUACACUCUGACCAUGCACCGACCACGCUCUGACCGUGUCAAGAUGCUGCAGAUGAUCAAGUCAUUAUUACUAGAGGUAUAUUCCUUCUCUCUCUGCAGGUCUUCAGUCAGCUACCUGUUCAGAAGUUGUCUGGAUAUUCAUACAGAGUAGAAGACCCCUACCCAUGCCUUCGCUAUCCUCCAAUCUUUGAAGAAGAAGAUGCUCUUUCCACCCCUACCUAAACCGGCCGAGCAGUUGGUAGAACCACCUGUACCUGAUUGGAAAAAACGCUCAUUCUGGUUUGGCCCCAACAACGACGAAAACGAUGCCUACAGCGUCUUUAAAGUAAGAAGCUCAAAUAAGUUUGCUGUUAUUGUCUGUUUGGAAUAUGGACAAUGUAUAAAUAAAUAGUAAGUAUGUAAGAGGCUCAGGCUAAAAUGGCGUCUUUGUGAAGUAGACACUGAAUGAAUUAUAAUAGAAUGCAGUCUAUGAAGUGAGUUUUCAGAAAUAAGUAGAAAGACAUAUACACAGUAUCUACAAAAUGGACGGGUUUUACAUUGGUUAAUGUAAUACCCACAUCAUGAUGCAAAACUGAAAUACAGGUAUGGCCUUUACUCCCUAACACUGUUCAUUUUUCUGUACUUUUCAUUUUAGGAAGUUGGAAUCAAGAUCCUGACCAACUCCGACGUGAAAAAACCUUACGACUGUAACACACUCUUUACAAAGAAAGACAAUGGUAUGAUAGAAGAGGGUAUUACUAACUGUAAGUCGCUGUGGAUAAGAGCGUCUGCUAAAUGACUAAAAUGUAAAUGUAAAUGUAUUAUAUAGAGCCCCAUGUAUAGAGUGAUUGAACGCUAGUCACCUCAUAUUCUGUGUAUAUACUGUUGUUUACUCAUUGUGUAUGAUAAUACUGUAUUCUCGACAUGGCUCAUCCCAAUAUAGCUACUACUGUACAUACCAUUUUCUUUUCCAAAUUAUAUUCUGUCUAUACACACCAAGUAUUUAUAUUCUCACUUUAAUAUAUCUACUUGGACUGUUAGCUCUUGAUUUCUUGUUUAGAUUUUUUUGAUUAUUGUGUAUUUGUAUUGUUGGAGCAAGUAACACAAGCAUUUCGCUGCACCUGCCAUAAAACCUGCAAAUCUGUGUACAUGACCAAUAAACUUUUAUUUGAUAUGCUAAUGUCUAAACAUUUCUAGUCUCAACCUAAUGAAGGAUUGGUUUCUAUUUACAGUUCGUCCCAUGGCCAUUAACAUGAUGCCAAAUCUGCCGAGUGCACCAGCCCCUGGAGCCUCUGACGGGCCUAUGGAGACCGUCCGCACAUACUUCCCUGAGACCUGGAUCUGGGACCUGGUGCCUGUGGGGUAAGCAUUGUAACAUACACUGUAUUUGUAGUCCAACACACAUCCCUUUUCAUGGGGUGCUGGGCUGACAAUGCCUACUAAUAUGGCAUAACUGAAACUACAGGCAUGUUUUUGUGCUAGGGGUCGAUUUAAGGGGGAAGACGAGUUCAUUAAAAAAAUUACCUAGUCCUCUAUUGAAUUUACCAUAAAUCAUGUUUUCUAAUGUUAAUAUAAAUUUUGUUUUUAUUCAAAAUUUCCACACCACCAGAGAUACAGGAAAGGUUAAUGUUGAGAAGACUGUCCCAGACACCAUCACUAAGUGGGCUGCAGGGGCGUUCUGUACUUCCCCAGUGGGUUUUGGCCUGGCUCCCAACACUGGCCUCACUGCCUUCCAACCCUUCUUUGUGAGUCUGACGCUGCCCUACUCUGUCAUCCGGGGGGAGGUGUUCACACUCAAGGCCACAGUGUUCAACUACCUCUCCAAGUGUAUCAUGGUAAGCCCGCCCAGUAUUGUCUCUUUCUUUACCUCUCCAAGUGUAUCAUGGUAAGCCCUCCCAGUAUUGUCUCUUUCUUCACCUCUCCAAGUGUAUCAUGGUAAGCCCUCCCAGUAUUGUCUCUUUCUUUACCUCUCCAAGUGUAUCAUGGUAAGCCCUCCCAGUAUUGUCUCUUUCUUUACCUCUCCAAGUGUAUCAUGGUAAGCCCUCCCAGUAUUGUCUCUUUCUUUACCUCUCCAAGUGUAUCAUGGUAAGCCCUCCCAGUAUUGCCUCUUUCUUUACCUCUCCAGUCCCACUUCAUUUGGAUAGUCCCUGUAGACCAGGGGUAGGCAACUAGAUUCAGCUGCUGGAUGAUUUUUGUUGGAGUGGUCGGGGGGACGGAAAAUAAUAAUAAUAAUUUGUACUCUGCUAACUAAGCCCAAAAAGAGGUUGUAUUUGAAAAUAACUAUAGUUUCAUAUCUUGAUUACAUUGAGACAUGAUCACAUGUAUCUUUUUUUUUUUACUUGUGGGAAUAAUUGGGAAUAGAUUUCCUAAAUUAAACUAAAUUUAAGCUGAAUUCCUGGUGAUUUAAAAUAUACAUAUAGUACCAGUCAAAGUCUAGACACACCUACUCAUUCAAGGGUUUUUCUUUAUUUGUACUAUUUUCUACAUUGUAGAAUAAUAGUGAAGACAUCAAAACUAUUAAAUAACACAUAUGGAAUCAUGUAGUAAAGUGUUAAACAAAUCUAAAUAUAUUUUAUAUUUUAAAUUCUUCAAAUAGCCACCCUUUGCCUUGAUGACAGCUUUGCACACUCUUGGCAUUCUCUCAACCAGCUUCACCUGGAAUGCUUUUCCAACAGUCUUGAAGGAGUUCCCACAUAUGCUGAGCACUUGUUGGCUGCUUUUCCUUCACUCUGCCUUCCGACUCAUCCCAAACCAUCUCAAUUGGGUUGAGGUCGUGGGAUUAUGGAGGCCAAGUCAUCUGAUGCAGCACUUCAUCACUCUCCUUCUUGGUAAAAUAGCCCUUACACAGCCUGGAGGUGUGUUGGGUCAUUGUCCUGUUGAAAAACAAAUGAUAGUCCCAAUAAGCCCAAACCAGAUGGGAUGGCGUAUCACUGCAGAAUGCUGUGGUAGCCAUGCUGGUUAAGUGUGCCUUGAAUUCUAAAUAAAUCACAGACCGUGUCACCAGCAAAGCACCUCCACUCCAUAACACCUCCUCCUCCAUGCUUUAUGGUGGGAACUACACAUGCAGAGAUCAUCCGUUCACCCAAACCGCGUCUCACAAAGACACGGCAGUUGGAACCAAAAAUCUCCAAUUUGGACUCCAGACCAAAGGACACAUUUCCACCGGUCUAAUUUCCAUUGCACGUGUUUCUUGGCCUAAGCAAGUCUCUUCUUCUUAUUGGUGUCUUUAGUAGUGGUUCCUUUGUAGCAAUUCGACCAUGAAGGCCUGAUUCACACAGUCCCCUCUGAACAGUUGAUGUUGAGAUGUGUCUGUGACUUGAACUCUGUGAAGCAUUUAUUUGGGCUGCAUUUUCUGAGGCUGGUAACUCUAAUGAACUUAUCCUCUGCAGCAGAGGUAACUCUGGGUCUUCCAUUACUGUGAUGGUCCACAUGAGACCUAUUUUUAUCAUAGCGCUGGAUGGUUUUUGAGACUGCACUUGAAGAAAAUGUCAAAUUUCCCGUAUUGACUGACCUUCAUGUCUUAAAGUAAUGAUGGACUGCCGUUUCUCUUUGCUUAUUUGAGCUGUUCUUGCCAUAAUAUGGACUUGGUCUUUUACCAAAUAGGGCUAUCUUCUGUAUACCCACCCUACCUUGUCACAACACAACUCAUUGUCUCAAACGCAUUAAGAAGGAAAUAAAUUCCACAAAUUAACUUUUAACAAGGCACACCUGUUAAUUGAAAUGCCUUACAGGUGACUACCUCAUGAAGCUGGUUGAGAGAAUGCUAAGAGUGUGAAAAGCUGUCAUCAACGCAAAGGGUGGCUAUUUGUUUAACACUUUUUUGGUUACUACAUGAUUCCAUAUGUGUUAUUUCAUAGUUUUGAUGUCAUCACUAUUAUUCUACAAUGUAGAAAAUAGUAAAAAAGAAAGAAAGAAAAAACGAUUGAAUGAGUAGGUGUGUCCAAACUUUUGACUCGUAGAGUAUAUGUAUAUAUAUAUAUAUAUAUAUAUAUAUAUAUAUAUAUAUAUAUAUUUGUUUUUACUAACAACUUUGGGGAAUCAAAAAUAAAUCACUUGUGGGCCGGUUUUGGCCCAUGAGCCGCCUGUUGCCAACCCCUGCUGUAGACAAUCUAUAGAUGCUCUGACGUUUUAAGGACGCGAGAAGAGGAAUCUAGGAAAGACUUGAGAUUGACACCAUGUGUUUCUCCUAGGUGAAGGUGACUCUAGCUGAGUCGGACCAGUUCACAGCCAGGCCUUGUGAAGGCUGCCAGUACACCCUGUGUCUGUGUGGUGAAGAGAGCAGGACCUUCAAGUGGAUCCUCACCCCAACUUCUCUGGGUGAGCCAUACAGUAUAUUCUAUCAAUCUAUCACAAGGCUCUUGCAAUAGACUCCAAAUGUACUCCCUACACCUUGGCCCUUGCCCCCUAACCCUUCGAUGUUUGCCGAUCUGUAAGGUGUUAGAAAUAUGUUAGAAGCUCCACCACUACACUGCUUAUACCCAUCCACACAUUUCAUAUAUGCAAAUGGGGUAGGGAGUGAAUUCGUAGUGCCUUAAGACUGGGUUGUUGACUUCACACAGCUCUCGUCAGACUGAAAUUGAAGCAAAUUAAAUUAUUUAUCUGAUACACAUGGCUCAAAUAAAUUAAUUGUAUAUAUCCUAGCCCUGUAAAGAAAUGUUGACAAUCACUUGUACUAACAAGUCAAGAGGGAUAUCUGAUGAUAUGCUCAGAAAGAUCUCCCUCGAUGUAUCAGUGGCUAUCGGAGAAAUGGAGGGAGGGAGGGAACAAGAGGGGAAGGGAGGGAGAGAGAGGGAGGGAGAGAGGCAGGGAGGGAGGGAAGGAAUGAGGGAUGUAACAAGGGAGGGAAGGAAGGAAGGAAGGAAGGAAGGAAGGAAGGAAGGAAGGAAGGAAGGAAGGAAGGAAGGAAGGAAGGAAGGAAGGAAGGAAGGAAGGAAGGAAGGAAGGAAGGAAGGAAGGAAGGAAGGAAGGAAGGAAGGAAGGAAGGAAGGAAGGAAGGAAGGAAGGAAGGAAGGAAGGAAGGAAGGAAGGAAGGAACAGUUGAGCCAGGGUACAUGAGUGACUGGGAGCAGAGGCUGGAGGAGGAAUGGGUAAGAGGGAGCAAGCUGAGGGAGGGGUAGGUUGAUGGGUGACUGAUCUAGACAUGCAUGUUAAUGUUUCCCUGGCCUGAACUAUAGGGGAGGUGAGUUUGAAAGUGAGUGCCGAGGCAUUGAAGACUCAGAAGUUCUGCGGCAGCGAAGUGGCCACGGUGCCAGAAAAAGGACGCAUUGACACCAUUGUGCAAACACUGCUGGUAGAGGUGAGUGUCUGUCUUAUAUAGAAAGUCCACUGUUCUUUCUCCCACAUUGAUUAAUUGAGAUCAAGUUUUCAGUAACACUAGGGCAAGGGUAAAAACAGUAGAAUUUGUAUUUUCCAUUCAUUUUGGAUUGAGCCGUAUAGCUGGACCUACACAACAGACAGCCUGUGAUGUAGACUUAUCUCGACAUUAGUCUACUUUUCAGGUCUAAAACGUUUUAUUAACUCUGAUUUUGGAGUGAAAUGUACCUUUUUAAGUGGUUACCAUAUAAAUUCUAUGCUAGAAUUAACUUUAGUUGUCAUCAUUAAACUGUGUUUUAUUUUGGUGCUCUUUUACCUGAAGAAAGCCAGUCUUUUCUCAAUGUCUAUUUCCCUCUAACAGGCCGAGGGAACCCAGGAGACAGUCAGCCACAACGCUCUGCUCUGCCCUGCAGGUUAUCUCCUGACCUCUAUCAGUCAUUUUACUUUCUCAUAAUUACCCUGAUGAUUAUGUUGACGUGCAUUUAUAUUGGUUUAGAUGACAGAUACUUUUUAAUUGGUUAUAACGGUUCUCAAGUCACUCACGGUCUGUCUCGUUUAUCUGUCUCGCAUCACCAGAGGGCCCAGUGGAGAAGGACAUCUCUCUGAAGCUGCCUGAGGUGUUUGUGAAGGGCUCUGCCAAGGCCUCCCUCUCAGUACUGGGUGAGAAUACUCCAUCUGUUUGGCUGAGUUUUCACACCUAAUUCUAAGUUUUAUAAAAUGUUCAGGAUAUGUUUUCCAUUUUGGUGCAGAUGAAGUGUAGGCAAGGAUUGUUCAUCCCUCUUCAUGACGAGGGAAGUGACUAUUCAAGUAUUCAACCUGCAGAUCUAUGACUGCCUGAAGGUUAUGGGUGAUGAUAGGGAUAAGUAUUGGUUAAGGGCUAGGGUAAGAAACAGGGAUCUGCCCAUUGAAUAACAACUGCCAUUAACUAGAGACCAAUGUUUGAUUGAUUGUCUCAAUGGUUGGUCUCUUUCACCAGGCGACCUGAUGGGUCGGGCCAUGAAGAACCUGGACAGCCUGUUACAGAUGCCCUAUGGCUGUGGAGAGCAGAACAUGGUGCUGUUUGCGCCCAACAUCUACAUCCUCAACUACCUGCAGAGCACCAGGCAGCUCACCAAGGAGAUCCAGACCAGGGCCACAGGCUUCCUAGAGAGUGGUGAGUGAGCUGGGUCCUGUUCAGUAAGGCACAACAUAGCAAAACUGUUUUAAAAUAUGUUGCAACGAAAAACAAGCAUUUAUUAUCAGACAUCCUGCACUCCCUGUUUUACUCAAUAAAAAUUACAAAAUCUUCCUACUGGACACAACCCUGGUGAAAUGGACUGCAAUGCUUAAUGGAAUGUUUAAUGGAAUACAUAGAAUGCACUGGGAUAUGACAAGAUAAUUUGCAGUAAGCCUUGUACUUUUUAAAUAAUGAGCUGUGAUUGAACAGGAGUCUGCAAAGAUCAACACUGUCUGACAGUUUGUGAUCUGAUCAUUUCCGUGUGCAUCUCACCUCUGACUAGCAACAACCUGUUGUCUAUAUUUGGCACUAAACCAGUUAACUGCACCUUGCACAUAUAAUAGAAGUCCCUUGAAGGAUAAUCUGUUUGUUCAUUUGGCCAUUUGUGUUGCAGGCUACCAGAGAGAGCUAAACUACAAGCAUAACGAUGGCUCCUACAGUGCCUUUGGGCAGAGUGAUGAGUCUGGAAACACCUGGUCAGUUUAUUGGAAGUCCACACAGUCAUAAUAACUUAUCUUAGAUAAUUCGACAAUUCCACAAAAUAUUUGUUCGUUUUUUGAAGUCCUUCUUGAAAAUGACAUUGGAUUAAGGGUGUUACAGUAUGUAAUCAAGGCAGGAAUGUGAUCGUCUCCAAUCAGUAUUAGUAUGUGCUGAAGCCAAUUAUUAUUGUGGCAAGUAUAGAGUUGGCUUCAGCACAUACAGUAUGGCUACUAACUUCUGUUAUCUAGAUUCUAUGAUCCAUAGUUUAGGUAAGGCUCACCACAUCUAGUCUUAGUAACUCCAGUGACAUCUUUCCCGUGUCCUCUCAGGCUCACCUCCUUUGUGCUGAAGUCCUUUGGCGGGGCCAAGCCCUACAUCUUUGUGGACCCCGCCCACAUUGCCCAGGCCAAGGCCUGGUUGGCCAGUCACCAGCAGAAGGAUGGCUGCAUCACGUCAGUGGGGCAACUCUUCCAUAACGACAUGAAGGUAAAGGGGAAUCAGAGCUCAGUUGGUAGUAGUAGUAGUAGUAGGAGGAGGAGGAGGAGGAGGAGGAGGAGGAGUAGUAGUAUCUUACUACUGCCACCAAAUGUGAAAAGGUAACGUUAAGAGGAGAGAUUCAGCAGGAGGUUCUGGUGCAAAAGUGUCCCUUUCUAUUUACAGUGCAAUGGUGGAGUCGGCAUUAAAUUCUAGAUAACUAACAAACAAAAGACUUGAUAACAAUACAUAGUCUAACAUCAAAUAUGAGUACUUUACAUAAUUCAUAUUGCACUGACACCGAGGAUAAUGUACUGUUCAGCAGGACCUUAGGACCACACGUGUGCCCCAAAGAAGCACAAAAGUGCACAUGCUGAGCACAACAAGAAUCCCAAGCAUGUUUUAGCCUGUCCUGAGAACACACCACCUCCCCAAAGUGACCUCAGUCUGACUAGUACUGACAGCUUUUGUGUAUCUCCAGAACACUACACUUGAAUCUGAAGGGCUUAACAGGUCCCCCCCCCCCCCCCCCCCCCCCCCCCCUGUUCUGUAUCUUUGUGCAACAUAUCAUGUGAAUGUUGUUUUAAACAAUGCAAUGGUUUUUGCCUGAUAUCGGUUGAUAUCAGUUUGAUUUUGAAACGCUGUAGCACCUGGGAGUACUGUAUGAUGUUGGAUGAAGUUUACUGUCAUCCUUUGGUGUCAUAGGGAGGGGUCGGGGAUCAAGUGACGCUCACUGCCUACAUCACCGCUGCACUGCUGGAGCUGGAUGGCAACACUACUGUGAGUUAUCACCUUUGACCUUUCUCUCUUUCCAUAUCCAAGUCUUUUUAUAUCGAUAAAUAAGAAGGCCACAUUUGGUGCUUUUAUCAAAAGAUGAACAGCCCUAGUGGAUAUUUCUGCUUAGCUGUCCAACUAAUUCACACAGUUCUUGGAAAACCCAUGAACAUUUAGCAACUCAAAAUAUGCAUUUCUUAUUGGUUGAGGUAUUCCCUCCCAGUUUCAAUCAGUGUUCCUCUGUUUGGUGCCUAAUGACUACAACCCUGUUGUAUUUGUAUGUGGGUGUGUCAGGACCCCAUGGUGGAGAAGAGUCUGGCGUGUCUGAAGGCAGCAGUGUCUGACCAGCUGGAGAACACCUACACCACAGCCCUGCUGUCCUACACAUUCACCCUGGCACAAAACCAGGACAUGAGGACCAAGCUCAUCACCCACCUGGACAAGAUAGCUGCUACCUCGGGUAUGUGUCUUGUCUCUUUGUGAAAAAGUCUGUCUGUCGUGAAACAGCCACUGACAAUGAAAAUGACCACAGGUGGCAAUCGUCACUGGGAGAGAGCAGAGGCUUCGGGGACGAAGACGGACUCUCUGGAGGUGGAGAUGACAUCCUACGUGCUGCUGGCGCUGCUCUCAGGCCCCUCCAUGCCAGGCUUUGGGCUGGACUACUCCAUCGGCAUCGUCCGCUGGCUGGCCCAGCAGCAGAACCCCUACGGAGGCUUUGCCUCCACACAGGUACUUUCUUGGUCUGGUAGACAUUCAUUCACUCUAGCACCUCAUCUGCCUAUCACUCCUACUGUUAGUACAUGGUUAAACAUUGAUCACAGCAAAUACUUAUUUUUAUAUGAAAUGUAGCAUAUUGGACAUUGUAUUAAAGCAUUACAAUUUCAUAACACAACACAUGGAUUUCCUUGAAUCUUUGUGCUUCAUUUUACAUUCUUAAUAUGUAUUACUUUGUUAUAUUGAUUUUCUCCAUCCAUACCAAAGCUAUAGUCAUCCAGAUUGGUUUUUGCAACAGCAUCUCUCUCUUCUUCCCCUGCCACCAGGACACAGUGGUAGCGCUGCAGGCCCUGGCCAAGUACGCUACUGCCACCUUCAGUCCAGAGGGCGCCAGUACAGUCAGUGUGAGGUCAGCUGGAGGCCUGAAGAUGGAGUUCACUGUGAAUCAGAAAAACAGGCUGCUCUAUCAGGAGGAGCAGCUGAAGGAGGUCCCUGGGGACUACAACAUCAAGGCUCAGGGCAAGAGCUGCGUGUUUGUGCAGGUCAGGCUCCAGUCAUUUGCCCUUUGCUGCCUCUCAGUACAUGCAGUAUUGAGUGUCUGGUUUGUGUUCAGUCGGGCACAUUGUUGCACAAAAACGAACGUUUCAACCCUAGAGUGUCAGCACUAACGGAAAUGCAUAUGUACUGUACAUUGACAUGUGGAAGUUGAUUUCAUGCAUCUCAAUGGUAUUGUCUCUGUUGUCUUUUCAGAUUGCCAUGCACUACAAUAUUCCCCCUCCUCCUGACUUCUCUGCUUUCAACAUCUCAACACAGACACUGGGGAAAUGCGACGGCACUAAAAAAUCUCUGAUAGUGUCUGUGGAUGUCAGGUACAGUGGUAUUCCUUUUAACCUUGAAAUAGCAACUGACUGAUUCUGGUAGGACACCAAAAAAAGUGACUGAACCACUAGUGUGAAGAUGUAUUUGAUGCGAACAUAUUUAAGAUUAUAUUUUACCUUAAUCUGACCCGGUGUGACUGACAGGUACAACGGUCGGCGAGAAGAGACCAACAUGGUGAUCAUCAAUGUCAAGCUUCUCUCCGGCUUCGUCCUGGACAAGUCCUCCCUCAAGCCUGUGAGUCAAUAAGAGAACCUCAGUUGAAGGGAACACACAUAUAGUUUAAUCAGGGCCAGGAUUUUUACCGGUUUGGGGAACACUCCUGGCCCUAAGUAUAAUACCCUCCAGGAUGACUUGAUGUAUAUUAAUGAUAAUGGCAUCUGUUCUAAGUGUAAGUAUUCUCAAUGCCAGUGGUUGUCCUUUGAACAUAUCAGUUCUACUGUCCAUGACAAUGUUAACCUGUGUUCUGUUCUUCCAGUUGAAAAAUGACCCCAAUGUCAAACGAGUUGACCUGGAGGAAGGACAUGUCAUCAUCUACCUAGAUGGGGUAGGAUCAUGAAUCAUAAAUGUUGCGUCUAAACAGGGUGCUGUCUUUAUCGGUUACAGAAAACCUAGUUGGAUGUGGUCUCAUUUGCAUCCACACACUGGAUUUAACUUGAACAGUAACAUCAAAGUAAGACAGUAGUGGAUGUUUUAUACAGUACCACUAUAUGAAUCUAGAACAUUGAACUUCAGUGUCAAAUGUAUUAUUCCUUUAAUUCCAGCUUAAGAAGAAGGAAACUAAGACGUACAGCCUGGCCAUAGAGGAGGAUGUGCCUGUGAGGAAUCUGAAACCAGCUGUGGUGAAAGUGUAUGACUAUUACCAGACAAGUAAGAAUUCCAUCUAACACAGACAGUGAAAUGUGUAUGGUUGCCAAAAAUCCGGGAACUUUAAAUUCCCUGGUUUUCCCAAAAUCCCGGUUGGAGGAUUCACAGAAACAGGAGGGAAUAAGCAGAAUAUCUGGGAUCCUCCAACCAGGAGUUCUGGAAAACCAGGGAAUUUCAUUAAAGUUCCCGGAAUUUUGCAACCCUAGAAACGUGAUCUCAUGCGCAGCAAACAUUGUGCUCCCCAAGGGUUAUCAUGAAAAACUGGUACUCUUUCUCAAAUGGAAAAAGAUUGCAACACCCGAAACUAGAUAUAUUAGACCACAAAUGUCAAAGUCAUUCCACGGAGGGCUGAGUGUCUGUGGGUUUUCGCUCCUCCCUUGUAAUUGAUUGAUGAAUUAAGGUCACUAAUUAGUAAGGAUCUCCCCUCACCUGGUUGUCUAGGUCUUAAUUGAAAGGACAAACCAAAAACCAGCAGACACUCGGCCCUCCAUUUAAUGAGUUUGACACCCUGUAUCAAAACGUGUUAGCUUUUAAUAGAAGAGCACAAAUACAUUAUAUAUAUAUAUAUAUAUAUAUAUAUAUAUAUAUAUAUAUAUAUAUAUAUAAUUUUCAAUUCAUGGUGCUCUUCUAUUAAAAGCUAACACGUUUAUAUAUGCUUUUUUUCUCUAAUGCAAGAAUACCGGUUUCUAUUAACCAGUUUCCAAACCACCCCAUUCUUUCUGAAAUAUUUGGUGGCACUGGCAUACCCGUCUAGGUUACGUACAUAACUCUGGUUCCCUGAAGAAGGAAAAUAGACAUCACCAGUAUGGGCCCAUUGGUUCACCCCUGAAGUGGGAGUUUAAUGAUGUUGACUGACUGAAAGGGAAGUAAAGUUAGCAUUAGAAAGGAACUGACUUCUGCAUUGCCAUCUGUUCUGUUCUCAGGUGAUGAAGCUGUGAGUGAAUACAGCUCCCCAUGUGCAGAGAGUAAGUACACAACAACCUUUCUAUAACCAAACCUAUGUCUCAUACUUCUGUUUGUUUUGAGUUUGUGAAAUUAGCCUAACAAACUGACAAAUGUAGAUAUGAAGAUUUAUAUGUUCACUGUUUUAUAGGGAGUCAAAUCCUAGGACAAGCAGGGAAUUUUCUAUUGAUGUUUGUCAUUUUCACAGGCGCCAGUCAAUGAAGUGUGA